AUGGACUGUGAACCCUCCUUCCCCACAUGCCUUCGUGUUCAACCAUUUCCGAUUCAAUCGGUUGAAUCCAUCGUCUCCUGCCGUCGACCGAACCGGUUUAAUCCGCCUGCUCAGGCCGGUCCGCCGAUAAACUCGUUGGCGAGCAAAAAGAACUUCGAGACUCGAUCGAACGCCGUGACCCGACAAACCACCGCCCCAUUCAAUGGGAAAAGCUCUUCCUCCGCCUCCCAACCACCGCCCGAUUCCCGACUCUUUAAAUGCUCCACCGGAUCAACAAGAAUAGGAGAUCAAGCCAACGAGAGAGAGAUGGACUCUUCUUCGUCCUCCUACAAAGGCGGCCUCCAAGGCUACUGGAAGCAGAGAGCCUGCGCCGCCGGUCGCCGCCGGCGCAGUCUCCCUGCGGCGGAUCUCGGCCGAGGCGGCCCCGCCGCGCGACGCGGCUCCGGAAGCAGCUGGUCGUGGAGAAUAAUGAAGGCGGCGCCGCGCAUGUCCUUCCUCCGCGCCGGCGCCGCCUCGCCCAGGCGGCUGAUCGCGCGCGUCCGCGACGCCUACGUGCGGAUGAUGCUGGGCUUCGCCCGCGCCGCUCCAAUCUCCACCGCCCCCCGCUUGAUGGCGCGGCCCCCGCAGCUCAAGGAGUACGACGACGAGAAGGUCAUCGUCGAGAUUUACAAGUCCCUCGUCGCCGCCGCCGUCCGGCGAUAA
Zingiber officinale is the source of this 702-nucleotide messenger RNA. RefSeq lists its product as uncharacterized. NCBI's taxonomy places the organism in Eukaryota, Viridiplantae, Streptophyta, Magnoliopsida, Zingiberales, Zingiberaceae. The coding region runs from base 1 to 702 and encodes 233 amino acids. The record is from RefSeq and is a predicted model, not a curated record. The transcript is spliced from 2 exons.